Messenger RNA from Cyprinus carpio (common carp), 875 nucleotides. Its product is annotated as granzyme G-like. Lineage: Eukaryota; Metazoa; Chordata; Actinopteri; Cypriniformes; Cyprinidae. The record is from RefSeq and is a predicted model, not a curated record. Gene Ontology annotation, biological process: proteolysis. Gene Ontology annotation, molecular function: serine-type endopeptidase activity.
UGUCUCCACCCACAUUUAAACUAUAUUUAUACAGUGCUUUUUUAGUGAGAGCUCACUGUCUUCAUCAUGAUCAUCAUCUCUCUGCUCCUGCUGGCCUCUCUGCUGCCACACAUGACCUUCACUGCUCAAGUUAAUGUGGGUAUAGUGAAUGGCCGGGUAGCAAAACCCCACUCCAGACCUUACAUGGUUUCUCUUCAGAUGAACAAGCAACAUAUCUGUGGUGGAUUUCUCAUUCAUGACCAGUUUGUCUUGACUGCUGCACAUUGCAGAGAGAAAAAUAUGAUACUGACAGCUGUGAUUGGGGCACAUAACCUAAAAAAUGAGAAUGAGGGGUCUGUCCGCAUCGGAGUGAAGUCUUACCACAAGCAUCCAGGCUAUAGGCCUGGCAGACCUUCAACUCUGAAUGACAUUAUGCUUUUGAGGCUACAAAAAAAAGUCAAAGAAAACAAUAAAGUCAAGAUUAUUAAAAUACAAAGACAAAAGGGAGACAUCAAAGCUGAUUCUGUCUGCAGUGUUGCUGGCUGGGGAAGCCUACGGACUAAUGGCUCAGCUAAUGAUCGUCUAAUGGAGAUGAAAGUGUAUAUAAUGGAUAACAAAGAAUGUGAAAUAAGAUGGGGAGAGAUCUACUCAGUUCCAAAGAUGAUGUGUACAUAUGGCAUUGGUGGAUUCUGCGAUGGAGAUUCUGGGGGUCCUUUGGUUUGUGGAGACACUGCAGUUGGUAUCGUAUCAUUUCAUGUCUUGUAUCGCUGCAAUUCGCCUAUGUAUCCUAAUGUAUAUACUAAGAUUUCACCUUAUCUGGAGUGGAUCAGCAAAAUAAUCAAAAAUGUCAAGUAAAUUCAUGAAUUUAUUUCAAUAAAAGUAUCACAUGACAAUCA